Molecule: messenger RNA, 1014 nt
Organism: Lathyrus sativus (Indian pea)
Lineage: Eukaryota; Viridiplantae; Streptophyta; Magnoliopsida; Fabales; Fabaceae
Source: the annotation of a GenBank genome assembly
AUGCUCGAAACGAUUAAAUACCUUAUCGGUUGGCCCGGUCCAAGCGGAUUCGGAUCCAAAUCCACCGCCGAACAAGUCACCGAACCCCGCGGCGAACUUCGUUCCAUAACCGCCAUCAUCACCGGUGGUACUUCUGGAAUCGGAGCGGAAACAGCGCGCGUGUUGGCUUCGCGUGGCGCGAGAGUGAUUCUUCCGGCACGGAGCAUAAAAAACGCGGAGGAAACGAGAGAUAGAAUCGUAACGGAAUGUCCUGAAGCGGAGAUUAUCGUUAUGAAACUCGAUCUUAGUUCUCUCAAUUCCGUUACGAAUUUUGUUACUCGCUUUCACUCUCUCGGUUUCCCUCUCCAUCUCCUCAUAAACAAUGCUGGGAAGUUUGCAGAAAAGCACGCGAUCUCAGAAGAUGGAAUUGAAAUGACCUUCGCCACUAAUUAUUUAGGUCAUUUUCUAUUAACGAAGUUGUUGAUGAAGACGAUGGUUGAAACAGCAGAGACGACGGGGAUUCAAGGGAGGAUAGUGAACGUAACUUCCGCCAUACACAAAUGGUUUACUGAUGACGUCAUCUCUUAUUUGGCUCUUAUAAGCCACAACAAAAGCCAUUUCGAUGCUACACGUGCUUAUACUCUUUCAAAACUCGCCAACGUUUUACACACUACAGAGCUUGCUACCAGACUCAAGCAAAUGGAUGCCAACGUGACUGUGAACUGCCUUCAUCCGGGAGUUGUGAGAACCAGACUCACCAGAGAACGUGAUGGUUUCCUUACAGAUUUAGUUUUCUUUUUGGCUUCCAAGUUAUUAAAGACCCUUCCCCAGGCAGCUGCAACAACAUGUUAUGUGGCAACCCAUCCAAGGCUCUUCAAUGUGUCAGGCAAGUACUUUAUGGACUGCAACGAAGUCUCCAGUUCCAAAUUGGGAUCCAACUCAAUUGAAGCUUCAAGGUUAUGGGCCUUUUCCGAACUCAUCGUUUCUAAGGGUUCAAAAGCUGCCUUUGACCAAUUUAAUCACCUUGAAUUCUGA